CUCAUGAGCGGUGGGGUCUGAUAAAGGUCUCGUUACCCUCGCAGACGUGGACUCGUCCUAAUUUCUGCUGAUCAUUGAUCUCUGAUAGUCUUAUCAGCCUCAUAUAAAGCGCGUCCAGCACCGGCUCUGUCUCACUGCUAGACGUUCAGCUAAAGCCUAAAGAUGAUGCCAGUGACCCAGCGUCUGCUCGUCCUGACCGCUCUGCUGUCUCUGCUGCUGGCCUUACAGGUCCAGACGGCACCCAUAGACACUGACUGGGCGACCGGACUGAUCCAUCGGGCCAAGCGCUCGUUACUAUGGCGAUGGAACACUCUGAAACCCGUGGGUUCUGGAUGCAGAGAUCAUUAUGAGUGCGGAACCAACUACUGCAGGAAACACACGUGCUCCUUCAAUAAAGCUCAACAGGCCUGACUGAGGAUGAAUGAUGAGGGCACCAAAUCAAAUGAUGGAAAACAAAAUGGCUAAAAUUGUGCAUCCCUUUGAUUUCUCAAACAUCAUGACCUACAUCAAUCUGACAGAACAUCUAAAGACGGCAGAAGACUUUCAAAUCUACAUCAAUCUCAAGACUGUAUUCAGGUGAAUCUCACCAAGAAUUGUCCAGGUCAUAUUAACCUCCAAAAUCAGAACUGUUUUAAUUUAUUUGAUUUUGGGCGGAAAUAUGACCCGGCGUGUUCUUGACACAUUCACCUCAGAAACCUCUCAGGAACACGUCUACAAGAACUCCAGUUUCAUCAUCGAUGUUU
Molecule: messenger RNA, 743 nt
Organism: Sinocyclocheilus rhinocerous
Lineage: Eukaryota; Metazoa; Chordata; Actinopteri; Cypriniformes; Cyprinidae
Product: liver-expressed antimicrobial peptide 2
Exons: 3
Coding region: 163-411 (82 amino acids)
Biological process (GO): antimicrobial humoral immune response mediated by antimicrobial peptide; defense response to bacterium
Source: RefSeq, a predicted model, not a curated record